Messenger RNA from Aspergillus fumigatus Af293, 579 nucleotides. RefSeq lists its product as uncharacterized. NCBI's taxonomy places the organism in Eukaryota, Fungi, Ascomycota, Eurotiomycetes, Eurotiales, Aspergillaceae. The record is from RefSeq and is a predicted model, not a curated record.
AUGGCGUCUUUAACAGGUGUGACACAGAGAUCUGCUUCUGGCAACAAAGAUGAUGGCAGCCCUGUAGGAGAUUUAUAUUCCAAGAUUGCCACUGGCGGAUUCGGCCUGUGGAUUUCUGCUGUCAUAGUGCUUGGGCUUUCGGCUGGGAUCAUCUCAAAGACACCACCAAGUGCAUUGCGGUCUGCGGCGUCAUACAAUCUGGCGGUGGCUGCGUUGGAAUUUUUCCUUGCCCUUAGCUCCAUCACCAAGCCUGUUUCGCCUACCAAGACGAGGUCCCCAGCGAGGUUCAUCAUCAUCUUGGCCUUCACCACCAUGAUGUGGGGUGCUGCGUUUCCCUUGAUGUUUGUGACGCGAAGUAACCGUGAGACAUACAAAGUCAUCAAUCUAGACAAACGUGUCCUGGUCUCUUUUGGCACAGGGGUUGUCGGUAUCCUGCAGAACAUCACUAUCGCAUGUGCUUGUUUGGGAGUGUCUGCAUUUAUUUUCGUUCUUUAUCAGUGGUAUUGCCUGUGUCGAUUGUUCUUGGGUAAAUUUACCCCCGAGGAGAUUCGUCAGGCCUAUGGGAGACACGCUUUAUAA